AUGGAGGCUGACAAUACGCAAAAUAAUAAUAUUUUUAUUCAAGGAUUAACUCAGUCGAAUCGUUCACUUGCCGCAAAAAAUCAAGAACUUCGUUUACAAUUAGCUGCAGAAAAAGCUAAAGUUGCUGAACUACAAAAGGAAACAGUUCUUCUACGUGAAAAAAAUGUUCACCUUGAACUUGCUGAUGAUAGUAAACGUUGUGAACUUAUGGUCGCUAAUAAUUUACAGAAAAAAAUCAAACAAUUCGUGGCUAUUGCUAAUCGUGCAAAAAAUUAUUUGAGUAAAACUGUUACUGAUUUUGAUAACAUUAUGCGUUCAAUUGAAGCGAGUAUUGAUGAGGGUGAAGCAAUUCGUUUUGCAUCAUUCAAUGAUGACGAACGAUCGAUUUUUCCUCGUUCAUUUGAAACGAUAGAUGAAGAAUAUCAUGUUCAGUCGAAUUUACCAACGAUUUCGUUUCCUUGUUCGGGUGAAGAUUCGGCAGAUAUAAGCGGCCAGAAUAAUCUGGGCAAAAACUCAGUGCGACAGAAUCAUCUAAAUAGUAGUACUGAUUUGCCACGUUCAGGUAAAGAUAGGAGACGAGCUGCUGUCUUCUUUAGGGAAGGUUGUGUGAAUUUUUGUCCUGUUCUUGAUCAUGCUCACAUUCGUCAGGCAGCCGUAUCACAAAAACUUGCAGAUUUUCAAAGUUCAAGUUCUAAUUCACUUUUUGAAAUAGUAGCCAAAGAAUCGCUUUUCAAUAAUGCAGUGAAAUCUGUUUCCAAUAAUGGUUUUUCUGAUUCCAGUAUGUGUGAGAAGUCAUCAGAUAUCAGGAUCUCUCCAAAAAUUCUUCCAAAUUUUGGUUCAAAUUCACUUAAUGAACCUGAUAAAGAAUUGAACGACGGUACUGCAUGUGUGUCCAGCAAUGAGUUUCCAGUUGUUACUAAUUCCAAUACAUCGGGAAGACCGCUUAAUUUUGGAAUCUCGCCAAAAAGUAUUGAGACAACGGAAUCGCAGAAACUGAGGCAACAUUUGUUAUGUGAUGGUUAUCGCUUUCGUAAGGAUCAUGUAAAUGUGCAUGGAACAACAUCAUGGAGAUGUGUGGAAAAGGAUUGUAAAGGACGUUUAAAAUCUGACAAAUCAGAGACGAUCGUCAUCGUUAGGGAUCACAAUCAUGCGCCGACUCCGGGACGCAAUGCUGUUGCAAAAGCUAUGGCAGAACUGCGGCGUCGUGCUAGGACGACUAUGGACAAACCUCGUCAGAUAAUCGAGCAAACUUUUAAUGGUAUUCCCUUAGAAUCGAUAAGUACAUUGCCUUCGUUUGCUUCUUCUCAGCGUACUAUUGAACGGGUGUUUUCUGCACAGUUUUCUGCGCCUCGUACAAUUGUAUGUAUUUUAUCGUGGAAAGUUCACUCUCGCCUUUAUAUCUUUUUAUCAACAAACUUUUGUUUAGAUAACUUCGAAAUUCCUUUAUCUAAUCAAAUUUUAUUUGCGAACGAUGAAUCUCAUUCAAAUGUUAAUGUGGCACCUAAUCAAUCCAGUGAUCUUCAGUCUGAUGCUGGCAAAAAUGAUUUGGUCAAAAAAGAAAAUUCGCCUAGUACGUUUGAUAGUACUGCUAAAAUACAAGAAAAGUUGGUAGAAGAUGUCGCUAACAAUGCAAUAUCUAUGUUUUCGAUAUCGCUGAAGGCAUCGGAUUCAUUUUUACAAAAUGAAGUAAUAGAAAUAUUGGAUGAUGAUGAUGACCCAAGAUCAACAAAAGAACGUGUGGAGGAGAUCAAUCAAGCUGGUAUUUCAAUUAAAAGUGAAUCUGGUUCAUUUUCCGAAGAAAACGAGGCCUAUUCACGGCCAAAAAGGGUAGCUGCUGAGCGCAUAGAAUCACUUAAAGAAGUUAAUUUAAAGAAAAAAAUGCGAAAUCCUUCAUAA
Messenger RNA from Dracunculus medinensis (Guinea worm), 1896 nucleotides. Lineage: Eukaryota; Metazoa; Nematoda; Chromadorea; Rhabditida; Dracunculidae. The record is from the annotation of a GenBank genome assembly.